AUGGAUCGCGGUUGGAUAUAUGGUAGACGUGAUACGUUGGAUUUCUUUAAUGGGGUCCAAGAGUUUUGUGAGAGUGCUUCACAAUAUCAGAUCAAAACGGGUGUGAAUGACCUUUAUUGUCCUUGUGUCAACUGUAAUAAUGUGACAAUGGUCGACAGUGUUGAUACAAUAAGGGAUCAUGUGGUAUGUCAUGGGUUUAGGCCUCAAUAUCAUGUGUGGGUUUGGCACGGUGAACAUGGAUCGUAUAGGGAGAAUGUUGUUGGGAAUGAUACUCACGAUAACAAAGCCGAGAUUCGUGCGGAAGAUGAUUAUGGUAGUGAUGGUGGUGGAGAUGGAGAUGGAGAUGAGGAUGGGGAUGAGAUCAAGGACAAUGGUGGUGAUCACUUGGAUGAGAUGAUGCAUAAUGUUGAAGGUGAAUUUGGUGACCGAUGUGAUGUAUUUGAGUGGUUAUCAGAGGCUGCCAAAAAGCCUUUGUAUCCCGGGUCGAAAAAAUACACCAAACUAUCAGCCGUGCUAACACUUUUUAACAUUAAGUCAAAGUAUAACUGGAGUGACACUAGUUUUACUUCUUUGUUGUUUGUGUUAUGUGACAUGUUGCCUGAUGAGAAUGAACUUCCUAAGUCAGUUGGAGGAAUGUCCACGUUGUGGUCAGUCGCGUUACAAGCGAAAGAGCUGCAAUGCUGGCAACCUGAACACGACAUUGAUGUUUUCCUUGAGCCCCUUGUUGAUGAUUUGAGAAAGAUGUGGGACGAAGGAGUUUCUGUUUAUGAUGCCCAUAAGAACGAGAUGUUCCUAAUGCGUGCAUCCCUGAUGUGGACCAUUAAUGAUUUUCCCGCAUAUGGCAACCUGUCCGGGUAUAAGAACAAAGGGCAUAAAUCAUGUCCUGUUUGUAUCGAUGACACACCAAACGUGUACCUUGAACACUACGGCAAAGAUGUGUACGUGAGGACCCGACGAUUGCUUCGGCGCGAUCACCCAUAUCGUAGGCAGAAAAAGGCCUUCAAUGGGAAAGUUGAAGAAGGGGUUGCGCCUAGGCCAUUGAGUGGACAUGAGGUGUAUGGUCGAGUGAAGGGUAUACCAACUUUUUUUGGUAAAACUUCGAAACCUUUAGACCCACAUGCCUUAUUUAAAAAGGAAUCGAUCUUUUGGAAGCUUGAGUACUGGAAAGAACAUGAUAUUAGACAUUGCCUCGAUGUGAUGCAUAUAGAGAAGAAUGUUUGUGAUGUAGUUGUUGGGACAAUAAUGGGUAUUCAUGGCAAGACAAAGAAUGGGAAGAGCGCCCGAUUAGAUUUGGAAGCGUGGGGUGUUCGUCCGGAAUUGUGGGUGCAACCAAAGGAAGGGAAGACAAUGGUAAUGGAAAAGGUAAGGGAAGAUGGUGGCAAUAAACGUAAGGGGGAGCGUAAAGGAAAGGGCAUCGGUGUAUCAAAGAAGAAAGAUGAAAAGGUGUAUUUACCUUCAGCUUGCUACACAUUGUCAAAGGACAAAAAACGAAAGUUAUGUGCUUGUUUGUAUGACAUUAAGGUUCCCUAUGGUUUCUCGUCAAACAUGAAAAGAUUCGUUUCCUUGAAUGGGGAAUUGAAGUUGACUAGUAUGAAAUCGCAUGAUUGUCACAUGAUGAUGCAACAAAGUGCUCGAUCCUUUUACACUUGA
Messenger RNA from Chenopodium quinoa (quinoa), 1650 nucleotides. RefSeq lists its product as uncharacterized. Lineage: Eukaryota; Viridiplantae; Streptophyta; Magnoliopsida; Caryophyllales; Amaranthaceae. The transcript has 4 exons. The record is from RefSeq and is a predicted model, not a curated record. Bases 1 to 1650 code for a protein of 549 amino acids.